This is a messenger RNA of Aphanomyces invadans, 648 nucleotides long. RefSeq lists its product as hypothetical. Bases 1 to 648 code for a protein of 215 amino acids. NCBI's taxonomy places the organism in Eukaryota, Oomycota, Saprolegniomycetes, Saprolegniales, Verrucalvaceae. The record is from RefSeq and is a predicted model, not a curated record. The transcript has 2 exons.
AUGCACAAAGCCAGCCAGAUGAUGACCAUCGUGCACGAUCUCAACCAGCCUUACCAACUAUCAUCUGGGUGGUAUGAGCGUUUCUUGUGUGGCCAUUCUGAGUUGAAGACCGGGAAAUCUCGAAUCCUGAGCAAGGCGCGCAAUAGCUUUGACGUGGAUACCGUUGUCGACUUCUACCACGAGCUCGUGCAUUCCAUGUCUCUAGUAGGCUUCGAACACUCGCGCGUGUACAACAUGGAUGUGACCAGCUUCAGUCCAAACAAGGCCACGCCGUCGACACCGGCUCGACGUGUGGUGGACCUCAGCGACCCGCUGCCUGGUGCACCGCCGACGGCGCCACGUAACACCUACGCCAGUGUACUCGGCCGCGGUGGUAGCCACCUUCCCAGUGGCACCGUCAAGGCGACCUUGUCCCGACCCACGCGAACCAACUUGGCCAAGCUCAUGGAGCUUGCCUCGGACGAAGCGACGACUGACGAGGAAAUGUUCCAAGCGAUUGAGGCAUCUCUCCCUUACCGCAAGCGUAUUGGAACCACCACGUUUUCGAUCGAAACAAACGAACCCGAUCUUCAUCAGCUACAAGCUCACGUACUCGUCGCAGCACGACAGUUCCUGUGCACACCCCAAUAUCUGGCGGGUUUACUUUAA